AUGCGGCCUUGCGGGCUGCGCAGGUCCACCACCACCACCACUUGCAGACGCCGAGCCGAGAGCAACCCGGCGCCCCCCGGCUUCUCCAAGGCUUGGCCGGGGAAGGCCGUAGUAAUAGGCAUGGAGGGCCUUUGGACGAACCACCUCGUUACCUGCAUCGGCAUCGUGCAAGGGGUCGAAAAGAUUAUUAGGCAGCUGAAGAAGUCGCUGGCGGCAUACCAAAACUACAAGAUUAAAACCUACAUUAGCAUCCCGGACCUGGACGGGAACCUCCCGUCCGGCUGGAAGCCGGAGGAUAGGGAGUGCUUUUUGCUCGCUAUCGAGGCCGUUACCUAG
Molecule: messenger RNA, 336 nt
Organism: Gaeumannomyces tritici R3-111a-1
Lineage: Eukaryota; Fungi; Ascomycota; Sordariomycetes; Magnaporthales; Magnaporthaceae
Exons: 2
Coding region: 1-336 (111 amino acids)
Source: RefSeq, a predicted model, not a curated record